UAAAUUCGUAAUAUCAAUAGAAAGAACAUUUUAAGUGCCCCUAGAAUGGUAAUGUGCUAGUCAAUGAAAACGAACACCAAUUAAAUCCCGCUCGAGUCUGAAUAUCUCUAUAAAACAGAUUUUGAGACUAAAGUGAUAUUGAUAAUACAACGAAAAUGAAUUACAAGAUUGGAUUCAUGAGCUUGCUCGUGAUUACUUCAAUAAUCUUCCUCUUUCUGAUUCCAGAUAAAGUAGAAGCGCAAACAGAAUGCAUUGCACCAUGUACAUUGGUUGGGGACUGUACGGCCGCUUGCAUCAGAAAAGGAUACACUGUUGGUCAAUGUGUUGGCUGGAAGGAUGACGAUCCCUUUAUAUGUUGUUGCAACUAAUUGACUAAUUCAUAUCUAGUCAUUGCAUAUCUAAAUGUUUCGAAAUCAUCAAAACCAAUUAAAAAUAUGUAUCUUAUUUUACCAUCAAUAAUUCAAUAUCAGUACCAAAUAAGAGGGAAUAAUGAGCUAUCGGUGUGGAAUCAUGGAGAAUAUAAUUAGUUCAAAUCGGGUUGUAAUGGAGGGGAGAAGCAUUGACAUGAUCGUUGGCCAAACAUCACAUGACUCAAAAAGAGACUUUUCUUCUUUAAAGCACAUUUCCAUCUUUGCAAUCUCAUGUGCUUCUUGUCUCUCCUCUGUUUCCUUUCUUAAGUCCCCACCACAUUCACUUCCUUCAUUUCUCAAUCCAUUCACUAUUGAUUGAUUCCUUUUGAAGCAGCCCACCAAAGUACAUUUAGAGGCCAGUAAAGCAAGAUAACGACUCAUGAAACAACUUUAUAUCAAUGGACGUGAAAAGAAUUAAUCAUACAACUUUAUAUUACAGUUGAAGCCGUUUAAAUUAGGCUUCCACAUCCAAUAGGAAGCAUAUAUCGCAAGAGACCCCAAGAGUGAAAAAAAAAAAAAAAAAGUGAAAAGGAAAAA
Arabidopsis lyrata subsp. lyrata is the source of this 947-nucleotide messenger RNA. RefSeq names its product defensin-like protein 74. The record is from RefSeq and is a predicted model, not a curated record. NCBI's taxonomy places the organism in Eukaryota, Viridiplantae, Streptophyta, Magnoliopsida, Brassicales, Brassicaceae. The transcript has 2 exons. Bases 156 to 368 code for a protein of 70 amino acids.